This is a messenger RNA of Elaeis guineensis (African oil palm), 1976 nucleotides long. RefSeq names its product MLO-like protein 12. Gene Ontology annotation, cellular component: membrane. The record is from RefSeq and is a predicted model, not a curated record. Lineage: Eukaryota; Viridiplantae; Streptophyta; Magnoliopsida; Arecales; Arecaceae. Gene Ontology annotation, biological process: defense response.
ACAGGCCAGGCCUCGUCCACGGUGUUGCCGAGAAGAUUCGUCGAUUACGUCCUCCCGCUUUCCGAGCGAGGACUAAUUUUCUCCAAAAAAGGGUGACGGCAUCUAAUAUCAUGCAACAACAACAGCGUGUUUGAAUUGAGGAACACUUUUCCAGCUCCUUGCUCGAUAUAUUCUUUUCCUUUUUGAGGAAACCAUGCUCUACAUUCGAAAGCAAACUAAACCAGAUCAAACCUCCGAUUCACACAUUUCUUUGCUUUCAAUCAUGUUGUCACUCGAAUUCACCUCUACAUGGGCCGUCGCCACCGUUUGCUUAGCACUCAUCGCCGUCGGCAUCCUCGCAGAACAUGGCUUCCAUCAUCUAGCCAAGUGUCUCCAAAAGAGGAGGAGGAAGUCAUUAAGCCAAGCUCUUUCUCGGGUAGAGUCAGAGCUCAUGCAGUUGGGCUUUGUCUCUUUGCUGCUGACUGUUGCACAACAACCGAUCUCGAAGAUUUGCAUACCGUCGAGACUGGGUGACUCAUUCCUUCCAUGUAAGGAUGCCCCUUAUUCGAGCAAUGCCAGCGCCACAGGAUCCCCAUGCCAAGAGGGGAAGAUAUCUCUAGUCUCUAGUGGAGGCAUGAAUGAGCUCCAGACGUUGAUCUUUUCCUUAGCCCUCUCUCAUGUACUCUCUUGCCUCCUGACCAUGGGCUUGGGCUUGGCCAAGAUGAAGAAAUGGGAGUCUUGGGAAGAAGAAACGCGAAGCCUCGAGUAUCAAGUUUCUCACGAUUCACGAAGAUUUAAGCUCAGACGCCAAACAAGCUUCGGAAGGCGGCAUUUGAGAUUUUGGAGCAAUCACAGCUUGCUUCGUUGGCCCGUCUGCUUCCUUCGGCAGUUUAUCGGAUCGGUCAGCAAAGCCGACUAUUUUGCACUCCGUCGUGGAUUUAUGGCUGCCCACUUAUCUAAAAAGAGCAACUUUAAUUUUCAUAAGUUUCUUAACAGAGCAAUGGAUGAGGACCUUGUCAUGGUGGUGGGAACGAGUGUUUGGGUCUGGACGUUUGCAGUUCUUUUCAUCUUCUUUAAUGCUCGGAGAUUCUAUAACUAUUUUUGGCUGCCCUUUAUUCCCCUGGUGGUACUUCUGGCCGUGGGAACAAAGCUGGAAGAUGCCAUCACCAUAAUGUGUCUGGAAAGCAGUGAACAGUCUGCUGUUGUGGUAGGAUCAUUGCUGGUGCAGCCCAAAAACGAUCUCUUUUGGUUUGGCCGCCCUCAGUUGGUUCUCCAUCUCAUCCAUUUCAUCCUAUUUCAAAAUUCCUUUCAGCUGGCAUUCUUUGCAUGGACAUGGUACAAAUUUGGAUGGAGAUCUUGCUUUCACAGAGAGAAUGUCGACAUUGUCCUAACCAUAAUUAUUGGCAUACUUGUUCAAUUCUUAUGUGGUUAUGUAGCCCUGCCUCUAUAUGCAUUAGUCUCACAGAUGGGUACGUUCAUGAGGAAAGCAGUGUUCACCGAACGCGUCGUUCGGGGUCUGAAGAAUUGGCACAAGAUUGCAAACCAAAAUUUGGCACCCAAAGCAUCCGGAUCGCGGAAUCAGGCUGCUCGACCAAGCUCUCACAGUGUCCACAAUGUUUUCUCCACGGUGCCCUCACCAUCUUGUACAAUCAACACUCCAGUAUCUGAUGCACAUGAAGCUAGCUCCCUUGAACUUGUUUGCACACGAAGGGGCACAGAGCAUGUUGUGGGGGAGAUAGUGGAAGAAGAGAUCACCCCCGCUACUAGCAAUAGGUUAGCUUAUGAUGGUGAGAUCUCUUUUGAGUGGAUGAAAGAGCGAAGGAAUUAGAUGGGAGGGUGUUUUUGUUGGUAAAAGAGCUUCCUUUUUGAGCUCGGUAACCUUCUUAAUUUCACAAUUUAGUUGAUUAGACAGAUGAAGGUUUGACAGGUUGGUUAACCUUAUCAUCAUAUCUGAAAUAUCCCUCUGUGCAUAAAGAAUAUAUAAGACCUUGACUCAA